This is a messenger RNA of Rubroshorea leprosula, 1804 nucleotides long. Lineage: Eukaryota; Viridiplantae; Streptophyta; Magnoliopsida; Malvales; Dipterocarpaceae. The record is from the annotation of a GenBank genome assembly.
UGAAUCUUUGGAUUUUUUGAAUCAGGCAAAUCUCUGAGGAGAUACGAUUGAUCUCCCCAUAUCCCUCUGUCUUCCCCGUCAUAAAUGCUGGCUCAGCAUUUGAGGGACGUGACAGCUAAAGCCGGCGCACGUUAUGCAGAAGGGACGUUAAGCGUGUGCCACGUGUGGGAUGCUAGUUGGCGCGUCAGAAACACGCGUACGGCAAUUAACACUACCAUGUCCUUCUCUGCCGAAACGCUCCUGCUUGAAGAACAGCACACCGAAUCGACUUCGCACCAGUUUCAGGACUCACCGGAAACAAUGGCGCCUGAGAGAAGCGCCAUUUCGAGCGCCAGGGAUGAUGAUGGCGACCACCGUACUGCGUCGUCCAACAGCUCGUCUACUGAAGAGGCACCCAACCGUGAAGAAGGAAUGGGAGAGGUGGUGAGCAGUGUCUCAGAUCGGCUGGCGAUUGGGGAAUGGGAAAGAACGACAAUCCCGGGCAGGUUGAGUAACCUACGAAAAGCACCAAAGGACCUGCUCGUUGGAUUCAAUUUCACGGCUGCACUUUAUCACGAAGUAGCAGAUUGUGCGCCCUCCAUAAGUGGGUAUAAAAGACUCAAGGAGAUGGUGAGGGUGUACCACAUCCCCAGGACCAUAUUGUUGCGGACUGGCGGGCAGAACGAAAGGGCGUGCACAGUGUCGCAAAUGAGCUGGAUCCCAGUGUAUGCGGACCACUUUGACGCCGGCCUGCGGUUUCCCCUGCCCGGAUUGGUGUUCGAUCUGCUGGCGAAUUACGAGCUGGCGCUGACGCAGCUGACGCCCAACAGCAUAAGGUUCAUUAUCGGCUUUAUGCUGUUGUGUGAGCGAUUAGAGGUGUCGGCCAAGGCGAUCGUGUUCAGGUCGCUGUUUCAAUGCCGGCUGUGUCCUAACUCCCAAGGCGCGAAGUGGUACUACCUCUCUGGGAGAGACAAAAGCCAGCUGUUCAAGAAUGUCCGGAAUAAAGUGGCGAGGUGGAAGAGGCAAUUCAUAUUUGUUCGCGACACGCGAACAGAGAGGAUAAGUAACGACCUCGCUGCCUGGCUAUCAGAAUGGCGCACUCCAAACACCCAUAUCAACUACCCCCAGCUGCUGCCUCGGGAUGUCGAUCUGAAGAACCAGCUGCUUGAGUAUGCGCAGAGGGAGGGUCUUAUAGAUCUAGAAGCCCUGGUUACCUCGGAGCAGCUCGCUGUGUUCGGGUUUGUUGAUGUGACAAACCUGUUCAGCGAAGGUAUAUUUUCAUCAUAUAACAUGCAUUCUAGCCAAGCUGAGGCUUAUGCGUUUGUUUGUGCAGGUGAAAUGAGCAGCAUACUGGAAUGUCAGCGUCAAUGUGCCCAGAGCUCCCGAGGCCGUGGGGCGAGCAGCGCGCAACCUCGGGGAUCUAGCUCGUCGUCUAGGCCACGAGCAGAUCACAAAGCUGAGGCUGCGGCCUCGGGCACGCGCAGACGUGCCCGCGAGGAGACAGAGAGCGAGGAGGAUGAGAUCCCCCUUUCUCGGCGCAGAACAAGUGGGGGGACUCAGCCUGCACAGGCGGCUCGUCCUGUAACCGUGCGUUCACCGAACGCACCGUCAACGACUAUGCAGGCAGCAGUGGAGCCCACCUCUGCAUCGGCCUCGAUGGGCCCCAGGAUUGCUUAUCCUGAGGGCUUCAGCUAUGUGCGGGCAGAGUGUCAGCCUGCCAUGGUGCAGGCCAUGCACAGCUUUGUGCCCCCCCUCAGAUAAUAAGCGGGCCAAAGCUUUUGUGCAACAGUAUGGCGGUCAGGUUGCCAUGAUCAAAUUGAUGGAU